Molecule: messenger RNA, 2764 nt
Organism: Opisthocomus hoazin
Lineage: Eukaryota; Metazoa; Chordata; Aves; Opisthocomiformes; Opisthocomidae
Source: RefSeq, a predicted model, not a curated record
UCUAGCACGGGCUCCUCCAUCGAUCAGAGCGCGCCAGCCACAGAGCUGCUGUCAUGUCGAAGCUGAAGAGCUCUGAGUCUGUCAGGGUGGUGGUGCGAUGCCGGCCGAUGAAUAGCAAGGAGAAGACAGCUUCGUACGAGAAAGUUGUUAACGUGGAUGUCAAGUUAGGGCAGGUCUCGGUGAAGAAUCCGCGUGGGACAUCUCAUGAACUGCCUAAAACUUUCACCUUCGAUGCUGUGUAUGACUGGAAUUCCAAGCAGGUUGAGCUCUACGAUGAGACCUUCAGGCCUCUCGUGGACUCUGUUCUGCAGGGGUUUAACGGGACAAUCUUUGCCUACGGGCAGACCGGGACGGGGAAAACGUAUACGAUGGAAGGGGUGCGUGGUGAUCCUGAAAAAAGAGGGGUCAUCCCCAAUUCAUUCGAUCACAUCUUCACCCACAUCUCUAGGUCUCAAAAUCAGCAAUACCUAGUUAGAGCGUCUUACUUGGAAAUAUACCAAGAAGAAAUCAGAGACUUGUUAUCGAAGGAUCAGUCCAGGCGGCUGGAGUUGAAGGAGAGGCCGGAUACAGGUGUGUAUGUUAAGGACUUGUCCUCCUUUGUUACGAAAAGCGUCAAAGAGAUAGAGCACGUCAUGAACGUGGGAAACCAAAAUCGCUCAGUCGGUGCCACCAACAUGAACGAGCACAGCUCUCGAUCUCAUGCCAUUUUUGUGAUCACCAUCGAAUGCAGCGAGUUAGGACUCGAUGGAGAGAAUCACAUCCGUGUGGGGAAACUCAACCUGGUUGACCUUGCAGGCAGCGAGCGGCAAGCGAAGACCGGAGCGCAGGGGGAAAGGUUAAAGGAAGCUACGAAAAUCAAUCUCUCUCUCUCAGCUUUGGGCAACGUUAUCUCUGCCCUAGUAGACGGCAAAAGCACGCACAUUCCAUACCGGGACUCAAAGCUGACGAGGUUACUUCAAGACUCAUUAGGUGGCAAUGCCAAAACUGUGAUGGUGGCCAAUAUAGGCCCUGCCUCUUACAACGUGGAGGAGACUCUGACAACACUGAGAUACGCCAACCGUGCCAAAAACAUCAAGAACAAGCCGCGAGUGAAUGAGGAUCCUAAGGAUGCCCUGCUGCGAGAAUUCCAGGAAGAGAUCGCUCGACUCAAGGCACAGUUGGAAAAACGGUCUGUUGGCAAGAGAAAGAGGAGGGAAAGGAGGAGAGAUGGUGGGGAAGAGGAGGAGGACACUGAAGAGGGUGAGGAUGAGGGAGAUGACAAAGACGACUAUUGGAGGGAGCAACAAGAAAAGCUGGAAAUUGAGAAGAAAGCGAUAGUUGAGGAUCACAGCUUGGUCGCAGAAGAAAAGAUGAGACUGCUGAAAGAGAAGGAGAAGAAAAUGGAGGACCUGAGGCGAGAGAAGGAAGCAACAGAAAUGUUGAGUGCUAAAAUCAAGGCAAUGGAAAGCAAGCUUCUGGUGGGAGGGAAAAAUAUUGUGGAUCACACGAACGAACAGCAGAAAAUCCUGGAACAGAAACGACAGGAAAUUGCAGAACAGAAACGUCGGGAGCGAGAAAUCCAGCAACAGAUGGAAAGUCGAGACGAGGAAACUCUAGAGCUGAAGGAGACCUAUAGUUCUCUUCAGCAAGAGGUGGACAUAAAGACCAAAAAACUCAAAAAGUUGUUCUCCAAGCUGCAAGCUGUGAAGGCAGAGAUCCAUGAUCUCCAAGAAGAGCACAUCAAGGAGCGCCAGGAGCUGGAACAGACCCAGAAUGAACUUACCAGGGAACUAAAGCUGAAGCACCUGAUUAUUGAAAAUUUUAUUCCCUUGGAAGAAAAGAAUAAGAUCAUGAACAGGUCAUUCUUUGAUGAAGAGGAAGACCAGUGGAAACUGCAUCCCAUAACCCGUCUGGAUAACCAGCAGAUGAUGAAAAGACCGGUAUCUGCUGUAGGAUACAAAAGGCCGCUGAGCCAGCACGCCAGGGCGUCGAUGAUGGUCCGUCCAGAGGCUCGGUACAGGGCAGAGAACAUCGUAUUGCUGGAACUUGACAUGCCCAGCCGAACAACGAGAGACUAUGAAGGUCCAGCCAUUGCUCCCAAAGUUCAGGCGGCUCUAGAAGCGGCUCUGCAGGAGGAAGAAGAGAUACAGGUGGACGCUUCAAUCUUUGAGAGCACUUCAAACAAAAAAUCAAAACCCAGGCCUAAAACUGGAAGAAAAUCAGGGGGACCCUCUUCAGCAGGCACCCACAGUUCUCAGCUCUACCCGCAGUCCCGAGGGCUGGUUCCGAAGUAAAACCAGCAGCUCCUCUCCGGGGCGCGAACAGCCUUUGCCUUCAGAGAGCAGAGACAAGUAAAAACCUGCAGAGAGAACUGCCAGCCAGACUCCAGCCCCUCUCCCCUGGAGGUGGCCUCUUUGCUGUGUAACUGACUUGUGCCAGUCCGGGUGCGCCGAGCCACAGGAAGAUACCUGCUUGAAAUUCAGCAUUUGGCCUCCGUGGGAGACAGAUUUUAGUUAGGAAAUGAGAAAUGCAUGAGGUACAUUGAAGUGUGUUAGAAGCAGUGGGAAGCGUGGGGAUCACCUCGCAGCAUCACCGUCUCUCCUUCCGCACUAGCCCUUCGGCUGCACGGGGCUUUUUUGCCGUUGGGCAAUGCGAAGACAGAGUUGAAAGUCGUCUCAAGAGAACCACCGCUCCAGAGCUCCGUAGUGAGAACGAGAUGAGGUUAACAAGCAGAGGAUCUGUUCACACUUGACUAGGUGCAUAGUUUUUCCUCUUCCUGCUUGAA